UGUCAGUCUACAAUCUUCAUGGAGGACAAUACGCUUACCGAGGAAAUGUUAUUAAUUUUCCUCAAGAUGUACACAACUUUGUGACACGUCUUCCACGUCAUCCAUCAACUUUAGAUACCCUUAUUAUACGAC
Molecule: messenger RNA, 132 nt
Organism: Racocetra persica
Lineage: Eukaryota; Fungi; Glomeromycota; Glomeromycetes; Diversisporales; Gigasporaceae
Source: the annotation of a GenBank genome assembly